ACGGACAGCAGCACCGCACUCCACCUCCCUCUUUAUACGACCUAACAACGCCGAUAACUUGCGUCUGUCGAUUUUUCCCGCAUUACCUGCGCCGACGAUCCAACAUAUUACAAGGACAACACGAUAUUCGGAAAUGGCGACCCUCAGGGCAAGCGGGCCCUCGGCAUCAUCUAUUUUUCGCUUCACGUCACAAUCGGUGGCGACGCGGCGAUGCGCUCACUGUGUACGCGCACAGAGAUGUCCGUUUUCGUCAGUUCCUAACCAGCGUCAAUCGGCAAAGCGACCGCUCAUGACCGAGUCGGCGCAUCGAACGCAAUCGAUUGUCUCCGAUGUGCCUCCACCUCGGAAUAUCGGAACUCCAGAAACAUCGAUUACAAGUUCAUUAGGCGCACAAAAAUGGCAACCAGCAGGACUUUGGCAGAAGUCAGAUAGAGGUGAAGGUAUCGCGAUACGAGAAGGGGAGGCGCAACAGAGUCGACCAGUUGUGGAGAGUCAGUCGAAAGCUUCAAACAAAAUCAAUGCCGAGGCAGAUCUUGCCAAACCUAAAAAGAGCAAACUGAGACCGAGAAAGGCACCAAUCAAAUUAACGCCGAAAGCUGUGGAACAGCUACAAGCCCUGUUCGAACAGCCCGAGAGCAAGCUGAUUCGAGUUGGCGUCAAAAACAGAGGAUGUAGUGGACUAGCAUAUCACUUGGAAUAUGUUGACAAAGCCGGAGCUUUCGACGAGACUGUGGAGCAAGAUGGAGUGAAGGUUCUCAUAGACAGCAAAGCCUUAUUCAGCAUUAUAGGGAGUGAGAUGGAUUGGUUGGAAGACAAGUUGAGCGCGCGGUUCAUUUUCAGGAAUCCCAACAUCACGGAACAAUGUGGUUGCGGUGAAUCCUUCAGCAUUUCAUAGAGCGAUUCGUUCCGGCGUUUGAGAGGAGCAUAAGCAUUUCCAGGCGUUUAAACCAUUUCGAACAAAUAGAUGGCAUCGGUGGCUAGACUUCUUCGCACUCAUAGUACGCCGGGUUCAAAAUCCAAAACCCGAACAUUUUCCAUCAGACCCUUAAGACUCGCGACAAACUCGAGAUGCGCGGGGUCAUUCUCUAGGUAAUAUUGCCUAUCCUCCUUGUUACGAAACUCACUCACAAACCCGUGCGUGAGUCCACCCUGAAGUCCCUCUGGACUGAUGUCCU
Dissoconium aciculare CBS 342.82 is the source of this 1175-nucleotide messenger RNA. RefSeq lists its product as uncharacterized. The coding region runs from base 134 to 895 and encodes 253 amino acids. The record is from RefSeq and is a predicted model, not a curated record. Lineage: Eukaryota; Fungi; Ascomycota; Dothideomycetes; Mycosphaerellales; Dissoconiaceae. The transcript has 3 exons. Gene Ontology annotation, biological process: iron-sulfur cluster assembly. Gene Ontology annotation, cellular component: cytoplasm; mitochondrion. Gene Ontology annotation, molecular function: 2 iron, 2 sulfur cluster binding.